GUAGUCCUCGCUGCCGCCUGCGGCCUGGGGACCUCGCUGCCUGCCUCCUCCGAAGACGGGACCGUCCCGAGGACAUGUAUUCCUUUGAGAAAUUUUGGACAGAAGAUCUUAGUUUAAUAACUGACUUGGAUGAUAUAAAGAGAUAAUUCCCGUCAUGAAUACGGAGCAGGAUGCAGCGCUCAAACUUGCCCAAGAACGAGCAGAAAUAGUUGCCAAAUAUGACAGAGGCCGUGAAGGUGCAGAAAUUGAACCUUGGGAAGAUGCUGAUUACCUCGUUUACAAAGUCACAGACAGAUUUGGCUUUUUACAUAAGGUGGACCUUACCUACAGCAUUUUAAUUGCAUUUCAGCAAAAGCACCUGGAAAUCGAAAGAAGUACAAAAUGGCUGAAAAUGCUGAAAAGCUGGGAAAAAUACAAAAAUACAGAAAAGUUUCAUAGGAGAAUUUACAAAGGAAUUCCACUUCAGCUUAGAGGUGAAGUCUGGUCUUUACUACUUGAGAUACCUAAAAUGAAAGAAGAAACAAGUGACCUUUAUAAUAAACUAAAACACCGAGCACGAGGUUGUUCACCUGAUAUCAGACAAAUUGAUCUUGAUGUCAACCGCACAUAUAGGGACCAUAUUAUGUUUAGAGACAGAUAUGGUGUUAAGCAACAAUCCUUAUUCCAUGUUCUAGCUGCAUAUUCUAUUUAUAAUACGGAAGUUGGAUACUGUCAGGGAAUGAGCCAGAUCACUGCUUUGCUACUUAUGUAUAUGAAUGAAGAAGAUGCUUUCUGGGCCCUGGUGAAGCUACUUUCAGGCCCUAAGUAUGCCAUGCAUGGCUUUUUUGUACAGGGUUUUCCAAAGCUUCUGAGGUUUCAAGAACACCAUGAAAAAAUAUUGAAGAAAUUUCUAUCUAAACUUAAGCAACAUUUGGAUUCUCAAGAAAUCUACACAAGCUUUUAUACAAUGAAGUGGUUCUUUCAAUGUUUUCUUGAUCGAACUCCCUUUACACUAAACCUCAGGAUAUGGGAUAUUUACAUAUUUGAAGGAGAACGAGUUCUCACUGCCAUGUCUUACACAAUCCUGAAGCUACAUAGAAAGCAUCUAAUGAAACUGUCUAUGGAAGAGCUUGUGGAAUUUCUUCAGGAAACACUAGCCAAGGACUUUUUCUUUGAGGAUGACUUUGUGAUAGAACAACUUCAGAAUUCUAUGUUAGAACUGAAACGGGCCAAGUUAGAUCUCCCUGAACCUGCUAAAGAGGAUGAAUAUCCAAAGAAACCUCUGGGGCAGCUUCCACCUGAACCUCAGCCUAUUGUUUAUCACCUGAUCAAUGGACAGAGUAAUGUUGGCUUGGCAAACUGCCACCCAUCUAAAAAAAUGGAUAGCAGAGCAACUCCCAAAAGACAAGAAGUCUCACCCCAUCAUCAAAGUACAGUCAAUGCACCGGAAAAGGCUCCUUCGGUAAAGCAACAAAGACUUGACUCAGUGGAAAAAGAUAGUGGAAAGAUUAAGAGUGAGCUAGAAACUCGAAGAAAACAACCACCCAGUACACAAAACAAUUCUAAGCAAUAUGAUAAUGCAGCUGCUAACCAAAAUUCUAAUGCUACUUCACAUAUGAAGAGGGAUUUUGUACCAAAGUGGAAUAAACCUUCAGAUAUAUCAGCCCUUGAAAAAACAGCAAAAUAUACGAUUGAAGGCAAAGGUAGAACAUCAAACCACACACUUGUAGGCACACCCCCAAGUCCUGUUGAGACCCGGGCAUUAAACGUAAGGCAGAAGAUUAAGAUUUUAGAUGGCGAUGAAGGUAAGCGGGGCUCCAAUGCUUCCCAGUAUGACAAUGUACCCGGAACUGAAAAUGAAAAUGGGACUUCCGUUGAGGAAGUAUUAGAAAAAGCUCACUCUCAAAGUCCAGGUAAUGUAAGUUACUCGAAUAGCCCGAAGAAGUAUUCUGAGAGUUCUAGUCCAUUAAAAGGAUCAAAUAAUUUUACCUUUAAUGUGCAGCCACCAAAUUCCCCAAGAUAUUCACACCAGGUCGACGGGGUAGGUCCGAUGAAGAUGCUCCCACCAUCCUACAGCAAUCCCCCCGUUUACCAUGGAAGUUCUCCAAAACACGCCCGUACUGCUAACAGUAACUUCGUACCUCUGCACCAUGGCCACGGGACUCACGUUAGCCCUUCUCGAAGGCCGUACGGCUCCAGUCACUCCAUAGACUUUCCUCCAGAGAGAGCUUAUAGCCGCCCCACCCCGAUCGUGCUGCCAUCUAAUCGGAUAGAAGUCCUCCCCAUUGACGUCAGCACUCCCGGGCCAUAUUCAGGCAAUUCAAGGUCUCCUAGGGGGGGCGAGUUCAUAAUUCCUCCAGUGGAUUAUUUGCCAGAAAACAGAAAAUGGCCAGAAGUUACUUUCACAUACAGGCCUGAAGCGUACGGACAGUCGUGGAGCCGAGAUGCUAACAGAAGCCACUUCAGCAACUUACCAAAGCAGACAGUUUUUCAACAUGUAGCCAUUCAGGAUUAUAACCUUCCAGCUGUUUCAAUAGAUAGUCCUAUACGGUAUAGAACUUCACCAUCUUUGGAGGAUGUUGGCUCAUCCCAGUAUCAAUAUUCGGGGGCGCCCCCUCCAGCACACUACAGAAACCGCGAUGGACUUUCUAUACAUGAGUCAGUGUUGCUAUGA
Molecule: messenger RNA, 2653 nt
Organism: Gracilinanus agilis (Agile Gracile Mouse Opossum)
Lineage: Eukaryota; Metazoa; Chordata; Mammalia; Didelphimorphia; Didelphidae
Gene: USP6NL
Product: USP6 N-terminal like
Exons: 15
Coding region: 155-2653 (832 amino acids)
Source: RefSeq, a predicted model, not a curated record